Molecule: messenger RNA, 1354 nt
Organism: Vigna unguiculata (cowpea)
Lineage: Eukaryota; Viridiplantae; Streptophyta; Magnoliopsida; Fabales; Fabaceae
Product: UPF0481 protein At3g47200-like
Source: RefSeq, a predicted model, not a curated record
AUGGCUGAGAAUUCAAAAAAAGUAAGCAUUGAAGAGAGAUUUGAACAGCUCCAAAACACCUCCGUAAUAUCAGAAAUAGGUUCGAAGGCUAAGAUACAACGCGUAGCACCUCAUCUUGUGGGAGAUGGAAGGAUGCAUUACGAGAAGCACUUCACGCCAAAGCUCAUGUCUUUGGGUCCCAUCCAUUACGGUGCUCCCAAACUGCAGCUAGGAGAAGAGUACAAGAAAAUGUGGGCAGCAAUGUUCUUCAGAUCCACCGACCAAACGCCGCAGUUUCUGUUCGGAAAGAUUGCAGAAAAUGUUGAAGCUCUGAAAGAGUUAUUUGCGCCGGAUCUUUUCACCGGAAACCGUCUGUUUUUGAAGUAUUCCGAGCAAGGGUUCAGCAGCAUGGAGGAAAUGAUAUGCUGGACGCUGCUGGUGGAUGCCUGUGCCCUGCUACAAAUACUGGAACAUUUCAACCUUUCGCGACCAGAGGAAAUGAAUGUUAAGUUUGAGCGACUGAUGCUGGUGUUUCAGGAUGUUAUGUUGUUGGAGAACCAGCUUCCGUACCCAUUGCUGAAACUGCUAUGGGGAGAAACCAACGAGGUGAGGUUGAUCCAAACCAUGAUACAAUUUGUUGGGAGGGCUGCAUGGUUUGUUCAAAGUAGAUACGGGAGUUUAGAAGCACCUACUCAUCUUCUCCAUCUUCACCGCUCUCUCAUCUUGUAUAAUAAGCAUGGCAUCCGUCUACGAAACACAGAAUAUGACACUACAAAUGAAGACUUGUGCCUCAUAACACAUAGAAACAUAACGGAGUUGAAAGCAGCAGGGGUUGAAGUGAAAGCAAGAAAGACAUAUGACGUAAAAGACGUAUCUUUCUCCCUUGGAAGGUUCCGUUCCAAAUUGACGCUCCCUGAGAUUAUUGUGGAUGAGACAACAGCUGGUUUUACGCUGAACUUAAUAGCGUAUGAGAUGUGUCCUGAUUUUGAGAAUGACUAUGCGAUCCGUGAUUAUAUAUCGUUCUUGAAGUCCCUGGUAGACACCCCUGACGAUGUGAAGGCCCUGAGAUCAGCACGAGUUCUGCUUAACACUCUAGGGAGUGACCAAGAUGUUAUGAACCUCUUCACUACCAUAAGCAGUAACUUGGUCCCUAAUAACAUGGACAAAUAUGGUGGUGUCAUGGUUCAGAUUGAGAAGCAUUUUCGGCAUAAAUCUUUGCCCACUUGGAUAGCACUUGCCUAUAACACCUAUUUCAGCACUCCUUGGGCCAUCCUUGCCUUUCUUGCUGCACUUCUCGGACUUCUCCUCACUUUUAUCCAAACCUGGUCUACCCUUCACCCACCAAAAUAGUGUUGGAAAUACUCAUGAGUCAGAG